UAGGGACAAAAGAAAGAAGAAAGCCUAUAAAGGCGCAGCGUGCAAGGAGCUCGAGGCACCCACGCCACGCUCGCGCUCAAAGCCUGGUCGGUAACAGAGCCAAGGUGCCAUUUCUCGACCUCCCGCUUGGUUCUGGAGCUCAUCAUCAUCGCCCCUCGGCCUCCUAAGCCUCGCUUCAACUGUCUGCUCUCCUCAGUUCGUCUCCUGCGAAUGCACGCUCGCUAGCCAUUCUUCUGUCUCUAGCGAUCCAGCCACGAGCUGCUUCCGUAUCCUUCAUGUUUACUUCCUUACUGUCUUGUCUUGUCGACGCAAAACCUUCUGUCUUCCUCGCUAGAAAGUAGAAACGGGUUGAUUUGAUCUCAAGUUCCCGGUUCCCCUUGCUCUCUCUUCCGCAUGUUCGCUUUGACCUCAACAUACGCUUCCCGUUGGUCUCGCACUUUUCGCUAGGCUAACAUUUGGAGUCUCGGAGACCUUGAAUUGGCUCGCCAAGAACAAGUCCUAUGGAAGAAAGCUCCAUGAAAAGAGAAGCCAUGCCUCGACUCCUGGAUCUCAUCCCGGACGAGAAAGAAUGGAGCCUGAGAGGAGGAGCACCAAGGCAGGGCAGAUCGAAAAACACAGGGUUCGGGAGCGACGAGGACGAGAAACUGGAGCUGAAGCUUGGCCUUCCUGGCCUCGUACAAGAAGAGCCAGCGGCCAGCUCAAGAGAGAAGAGGGUGCAUCAGGAGAGCCCGGCCCUCUCCCUUGGGUACCCCCCUAAACACUCCACGGCCACCACCGGAGCAAAGAGGGGAUUCCUGGACACGGUUGAGGCCAAAGCACAAGGUUAUGAGAAGGAGCAGGCGAGAGCAGCAGCGUGUGGGAAGGAACUGGCAGUGGAGGAAAAUACAGCGGCCGUCGGUGAGAGGAAGAAAGGGUGCUGUCCCCCACCACCACCAGCACAUGCCCCUCCUGCUACACCUGCGCGCAACAUCGGCAACAGACCGCAGGCGCGGGGAAGAGGGGCUGCAGCUCCAGUGGUCGGCUGGCCUCCAAUCCGGUCAUUCAGGAGAAACCUUGCAAGCACUAGUGCAUCCAAACAGCCCCCUGAACCGCAAAUCGGUGAAGCCGAUGCCAAGGCCGUGCUUGACUGCAAGAAAAGCCCUCUUGUAAAAAUCAACAUGGAUGGGAUCCCCAUUGGAAGGAAAGUUGAUCUUGCAGCAUGUGACAGCUACGAGAGACUUUCAUUGGCUGUCAAAGAUCUCUUCCACGGGUUUCUUCAAGUGCAAAGGGACCCGUCUAAGGUUGAACGUACACAGCAAGGAGCAGAUGAAAAAAUAUUUUCGCAGUUGCUAGACGGGUCCGGUGAAUAUACUCUAGUUUACGAAGACGGUGAAGGAGACAGGAUGCUGGUUGGGGAUGUCCCUUGGAAUGUGUUUGUCUCAACCGCUAAAAGGCUGAGGGUUCUGAGAAGCUCAGAGCUUUCCCAUGGUCUGAUUGGAGCUACUCCUGAGAGAGCAGCAAAUGGCUGAAAUGGUGACACCUUUCAAACCAUUUGGAAUGUUGCUCACUGAAGCCGCAAACUAAAAGAACUCCUAAGAAGCAGGGGAGACCUAAAUCCUGUGGUCAGUUUGGAGAUCGUUAUCCUUUUUGAGGAUUAGUAGUUCAGUACCCUUUUUUUUUCUUGUAGUGAGAUGAAUUAGCAUACCGCAGAUGCAUGGAGAUAUCCUGCCUAUUUUGUAAAUUAGGCUACCUUGUAUUUAACGCUAUAGUUCUUGAUUCAGUUACAUAGAUUUGGCGCCUAUUUUCUCUGACAAAUUUGUAACCUGACAUGCAAAUCUGUUCAUGACAAAAGAGGACCAGCACCUGGCCUGUCCUGAUAGCAUCA
Messenger RNA from Aegilops tauschii subsp. strangulata, 1864 nucleotides. RefSeq names its product auxin-responsive protein IAA6. Gene Ontology annotation, biological process: regulation of DNA-templated transcription. NCBI's taxonomy places the organism in Eukaryota, Viridiplantae, Streptophyta, Magnoliopsida, Poales, Poaceae. Gene Ontology annotation, cellular component: nucleus. The record is from RefSeq and is a predicted model, not a curated record.